GUGGCUCCUGUGUAGCAAGCCCAAGAUAAACACGUAGACAGAAGAACAGGGCGAGCGAACAUGGCAGAGAGAUAGAUGCUGUCACCGAUUAAAAUGGAGUAAAUAGUGGCAAUAGUAUAGUUUAGCGAUUUUGGAAACAGGUUCUUACCCAGAAAGAAGUGAGAUUUUCGGCUGCGUAUUCUUGGUUCUCCAUUUGGUCCAACAUGGUGCGAGCGGUGCUGGUGACUGCCACCAGUUUAGCUCUGACAGGUGCAGUGGUGGCACAUGCUUAUUUCCUCAAACACCAGUUUUACCCAACGGUGGUCUACCUCACCAAAAGCAGCCCCAGUAUGGCGGUUUUGUAUAUCCAGGCCUUUGUGUUGGUGUUCUUGCUGGGGAAGUUCAUGAGAAAGGUGUUCUUUGGCCAGCUGCGAGCUGCUGAAAUGGAGCAUCUGAUAGAGCGAUCGUGGUAUGCUGUGACAGAGACAUGUCUGGCUUUCACUGUGUUCAGAGAUGACUUCUCGCCACGAUUUGUUGCCCUUUUUACCCUUUUGCUGUUCCUCAAGUGCUUCCAUUGGUUGGCUGAAGAUAGAGUAGAUUUUAUGGAAAGAAGUCCAAACAUCUCCUGGGUUUUUCACUUCAGAGUGUUGUCCCUAAUGACUCUGCUGAGUAUCCUGGAUUUCCUCUUUGUCAACCAUGCUGCUCACAGCAUCAUAACCCGGGGCGCCUCGGUUCAGCUGGUUUUUGGCUUUGAGUAUGCAAUUCUGCUGACAAUGGUGCUCACCACCUCCAUCAAGUACAUCCUGCACACUGUAGACCUGCAGAGUGAAAACCCCUGGGACAACAAGGCGGUGUAUAUGCUCUACACUGAGCUAUUUACAGGUUUCAUCAAAGUGCUUCUCUAUAUCUCCUUCAUGACCAUUAUGAUAAAGGUGCACACAUUUCCGCUGUUUGCCAUCCGUCCUAUGUACCUGGCCAUGAGGCAGUUCAAGAAAGCUGUGACAGAUGCCAUCAUGUCUCGUCGAGCCAUUCGUAACAUGAACACGCUGUAUCCCGAUGCCACUCCAGAAGAUCUGCAGGCAUCUGAUAAUGUCUGCAUCAUCUGUCGAGAAGAAAUGGUUACAGGAGCUAAGAAGCUGCCAUGCAAUCACAUUUUCCAUUCCAGCUGCCUGCGGUCCUGGUUUCAGAGGCAACAAACCUGUCCAACCUGUCGCAUGGACGUCCUGAGGGCCUCAAAUAACAACAAUAACAACCAAACUCCAGCAGCAGCAGCUCAGGCUCCGGCUGCUGCACCUGCAGCUCCUGCCAAUGCUCCUGCGGUGCCGCCUGCCAACGUGGCUGCAGGAAUGUUACCGGGCUUUCCACCGGGUCUCUUUCCUUUCUGGGGUCCCUUCCCAGGAGUCCUGCCCCCUCCUCCACCUGUAGGAGCUCCAGCUGACACAAACCGUCGCAGCACUGAUGCUUCACAGGCAGCAGGUACCAGUCAGUCGUCCUCAUCAACUGCAGAUCCGGCUGCAGCAUCCGCCUCAGGGUCCGCUCAGCCAGGGUUCCCUUUCUCUUUCCCACCACCUUCCUUCCCCAACACGCCCUGGCUGCCCAUGCCGCCACCCCCUCCCUUUGUGUCAUCAAUGCCUCCUCCUCCUCCCUCUCUUGCUCGCUUGUCUGAUGAGGAGCUGACCGAGAUGGAGGCAGAGGGCCGCAGGGGCCUGGAAGCCAGACUUCAGUGUCUUCAAAACAUUCACACCUUGCUGGACGCAGCAAUGCUCAACAUCCACCACUAUCUGAGUACCGUGGCCACACUUGCGCCCACGAGGACCGACUCAGGUGCAGGAGAAGUAAGCCAGUCAACACAGUCUUCUUCCGCUGGUGCUGACUUUGUGGGCCAGAAUCCGAAUAUUGAAUUUCCAGUCUCAGAUGCUGCAGCAGGUGUGGUUCAUCCUGCCGACUCCACCUCCACUUCCUCAGAGGCAGAAAGACGAGAGCUGCAGGAAGACCGUGUUGAAGAAGGAGAGGACGACGGAGAGCCCAAUGCCGCAGAACUACGGCGGCGGCGUCUUCGCAAGCUGGAGACUGGAGCGUCGUCUUCCUUUUCUCCUGACAAUUGAUCCUUGAGUUUGGACAUAUCACUGUGGCCCUUUAGGAACACUGGACAUGGAUGAUAGGUUGUUGGACAUCGCCUUUCCAAUAGUGGCUCACUGUGAGUCACUGUAUUCAAUCCGCUAGUCAGACUGCAAUAGCAUGUAGUUGUGUGAUCAAUACUGUUUCCCAAGAGCAACUCCGGGAUGGUUGGGUGAAAGCCACUUCUGUUGGAUACAAGGAAGCUGUGUGGCGUUUUUCAAUAGUUUGUUUUCAUUUAGUUAUGUCAUACGGCUCAAGGACAACCAAAAUCAAAUCGAGGGAGACAGUCUUUCUUUACUCUUUAUCACUUCUGUUUCUAAAUGUUCAGAGCGGGUGUUGUAACCUACUGAUUGUGUAUAUACUGUAUAAAGAGUUUUAAUAGGAUGAUCUGUACAUACCGCAGAAUAAACUGUUUGCCGAGGGA
Molecule: messenger RNA, 2521 nt
Organism: Synchiropus splendidus (mandarinfish)
Lineage: Eukaryota; Metazoa; Chordata; Actinopteri; Syngnathiformes; Callionymidae
Gene: syvn1
Product: synovial apoptosis inhibitor 1, synoviolin
Exons: 16
Coding region: 204-2084 (626 amino acids)
Cellular component (GO): cytoplasm
Source: RefSeq, a predicted model, not a curated record